AUGGUUAGACAUCGAAAGGGGUCCCAAAGCGAGGGAGAAUCAGAUAAAGAAAAAGGUGGAGGCGACACCUGUGAUGAAGAACUUGAAGAUUACGAGAGCACGGAUGAUAAAAAUGUGGAGAGGGGAGAAAGAACAACAGAUGAAGAAGGCAAGAGAGGUAACGAAGAAUCAGACAAAGAGAACAUGGAAAAGAAGAUAGAAAAUAAGAGAAAUACAGAAAAGAAAAAGAGAGGGAGGCCGUUUGGCAGCAAGAACAAAAACAACAAAAAAAACCGGGAAAAAGAAAUUGCGGAGAAAAAUAAAAAGAAGAAAAACCUAGAUGACUACGUCAUAAAAACAGGGGAGCAAAAAAGCAUAAAUAACCAAGACGAAAUGGAAGGUUUCAUGACAAAAAACAGAAUUGAGAGAUCGCCAACCAGAGUAACAAAUACAAUGGACGUCACAGAGAUCGAGGAGAACAAGGAGCAGAGCAGCGGGAACCAGGAGACAAAUAUCAGCGGGACACAAGAAAUAGUAGAUAGCGUGAAUCAGGAUAUAAAUAGUAGCGCGAACCUGGAAAUAAAUGAAAGCGGGACUCAGGAAAUAGUUAGCAAGCAAAACAUAAGCGGAGACAAAUUAAGAGAGGCAGAAAAGACAGCACAAAGCGCAGCACAGCAGUGGGUAAUGAAUAAGAUAAACCCUAAACAGAAUGGAGUAGAAACGAGAGAGGGGGAAUGCGCAUGUAAAUGCUGCAAUACAAAUAAAAUAAGGCUCGGGGAGUUAGAGAGCAAACUGAUAAACCAGCUAGAGAAGAUGAAAAGGGAAAUGAUGAUAGAAAUAGGAGGGAUGAAAGCGAAGAGCAGCAAGGGAAAUAAAAGUGAAGAAACGAGCGACGGCCUGGAAUUGAUAAGCGAGGACGAGCUGCGAAUAAGUGAAGCCGACGCAGAAUACGAUGGUGAAGACGAUGAAGGCAGGAAUAAAAAAAAGAAGAAGAGGACAGGUAAGAAGAAAAAAGGGCACGCACAAAAGGAGAAAGAGGCCCAAAACAUGAACGCAAGCGAUGAGGACGUAAUAAGUCAAACGAGUGCAAUCAAUACAGAGAAAAAAGAAAGAAAAAGAGAACGAAGAGCUGAUCCGAGGAAAAAAAGUGAAGCAGAAAUUGAGAAAUUCAUAAAAGAGACAAGGAGGAUGCACGAUCAGCAGGCAGGGAAGACGAGAGAAUGGAGGAGAGAGGAAGAAGAUAAAAUAAGAAAAGAAAAACCAAAGAAAUUGAAUGAGGAAGAGCGAAAAAAAGAAUGGGAAGAAAGGAAGAAAAUAAGACUAAAUAUACAUAUAAGCUAUGAAAAAGAUAAAUAUAAUAGAGUAGAGGAUGUGAUAAAGACAAUAGAAAGAAGACUGAAGUUCCGAUUAGAGACAAAAAAAAUAAUAACACAAAAAGGAAGACAAAUGAUAAUAGAAAAUGCGACGCGCGAGGAAAAAGAAAACAUGCUAGAAAGGAAAAAAAUUAUGAAAGGGUCAGGGAUAUGGAUAAGCGAAGAAAAAACAAGAAGAGAACUUGAAGUGGAAAGAUGGCUAAGAAAAAAAGCAAAAUGGGAGCAGUGCAAUGGUGGAGAAACAGAAAUAGAGGGAAAAAAGAUAAAGAUAAGAGAAAUAUGGUGGCGCUGGGAUGAGAAGGUAGGGGAGUUGGUAAGAUGA
Molecule: messenger RNA, 1674 nt
Organism: Microplitis demolitor
Lineage: Eukaryota; Metazoa; Arthropoda; Insecta; Hymenoptera; Braconidae
Product: golgin subfamily A member 6-like protein 22
Exons: 1
Coding region: 1-1674 (557 amino acids)
Source: RefSeq, a predicted model, not a curated record